AUGUCGACCAAACGCAAAGCGUCCAUCGAAAAGUCGACACUCCCAAAGAAGGCCAAGCACUGGUUCGCAGAAGGUCUUGAUGAGUUGAGCUCCAUCUUCAACCUCAAGUCCUACGCCUCCCUGGCAUUUGAGCAGCAGAGAAAGAAGCGAGACUGGGUUGGCGCUUACCCUGACCCCAAUAGCCCUGAGCCAACAUACACCGUUCGGGGCAAACCAGAACCAGUCAACGCGGAUCGGGACAGUACACUCCGCCAGCUUUUUUACGCAGACUCGAUCGCAUCGUUGGGGUCAGACGAGGACCAGGAUGUUGUACAAGGAAAACCCUACCGACUUGAACCCUACACCAAGCUGCCUAAUUUCACACCUGUCGACUAUCGGAACCGGUUUUCACUGUUCUCAUCUUCUACAAACGGCGCUGCGCGGAAUGGAUCCGUAUCAAACGAGACGCACUCUCCCUCCACUUCGUCACCUCCUUCCAGUAGUGCUGGUUACCGUCUGCAAUCAUCAACUCGAUUUGGGGGACUGGGUCAAAGUCGCUUCAACGACAAGUCAUUACUCAAGGCUCGCCCACGGAUGUACGCCGUCAAGACGCAAAGAGCAACGUCACAUUUUCAGUCCGUCAAGUACGACAGGGACGACUCUCCUGCCCACACCCCACCUCCCACCAAUGACGAGAGCCGCGUAAAGCAGGCUUUGGAUGCAACCAUUGGCGCCUUAAAGUCGGACAGAGAGUCAGUGUGGGGCUCAAGGAGAGGAUCAACGUCUUCAUAUGCCGAUGAGGUCGCCGAGAACCGCCGCCUCAGGGCCAUUAACCAAUCGCUGGAUGGAGAUGACUCGGACACGGAAAGGCGGCCUGGACCUCGACAACCAGCAUGGCUCAGAACCAAGUACCAAGGCAACCGAGAGCCGGCCUGGCUGCGGAACAUCAGGAAUCUUGUGAGCAGGAACCUCCCAAGUAUCGAGAAGCAACAAAGAACCCCUGGCCACCAAAGCCUUCUGGAUGAGCACGAUAGAAUCGAGAAGGAGCUUGCUGCAAGGAAGAAGGAGGAGGAAUUUGUUCCAUUGACAAAUGAUGACGAAAAACAGGUUGCUGUUGCGUUGGCGCCUGGAAACGGAGAUGAUACUAUUGUCCAAGGAUUUAACGUUGAUGUCAAGAGGAAGGAUAUUCAAACGCUCUGUCCUGGAGAGUGGCUAAACGAUGAGGUCAUUAACUUUUACGGAAACUUGAUCAUGACCCGGAGCAAAAACUCGGACUCGUUACCCAAGGUGCAUUACUUCAAAACCUUUUUCUACAAGACCUUGAGCGAGGUCGGAUAUGAGAAAGACAAUAUCUUUGCGAUGGACUAUAUCUUGAUUCCCAUCCACUGCUCAGGAAACCACUGGACUUCGGCAGUCGUCGAUAUGAAGAGGAAACGCAUAGCAUACUAUGACUCUCUUCUGGGAAACAAUCCAAAGGUCUUCCUGAUUCUUCGGGACUACUUGGAUAUGGAGAGCAAGGACAAGCAGAAGAAGCCAUUUGACUUUGAAGGGUGGGAGAACGAGUGCCCGAAGGAUAUCCCAAAACAGCGCAAUGGUUACGAUUGUGGUGUGUUCACAUGCACAUUUAUCGAGUUCAAGAGUCGAGGUGCGGAGACGUUUGAGUUUUCUCAGGAGGAGAUGCCGUACUUGCGGAAGAAGAUUGUUCUGAACAUAAUAAACAAGAGCCUUUAG
Messenger RNA from Linnemannia hyalina, 1710 nucleotides. Lineage: Eukaryota; Fungi; Mortierellomycota; Mortierellomycetes; Mortierellales; Mortierellaceae. The record is from the annotation of a GenBank genome assembly.